GCUUUAGGAACAUUUGUUGCCAGCUAGGGUGAGAGAAAAUGCCAGAUAUGUGAAACAAAAGGAAGAGGACAGAAAAUAGACUGGAAAGAAGUGGAAGAACCUGUUUCCCCAGGUCAAAAGAGAGAUGGCGAAGGGUUAGCAAACACAACAAGAGUUUGACAGGUCAAGACAGAAUGAGGGAAAUAACUUCUACAGAGGGAGAGAAAUACAUCCACUAAACUGGUGUAACAACAUUACGAUAGACUCCCUGGAUGAGGAAAAGGGGGAGAGGGGGAGGAAAUGGAGUGAGAAACGAUGGGAGAGAAAGAUGGAUGUAGUGCAGGUGAAGAGGGCGGAGUUGAGACAACACUGAAUGUGUGACUUAGACAAACACAGAGCUACACAACACAGUUAUCCCUGGAGCCUCACAAUCCCCCUGAGAGGAGAGAGAAUGGGAGAGAAACCACAACAUUAACCCUGGACUACACACACUGACACACAACAGUAAUCCCUGGAGCCUCACAAUCCCCUUGAGAGGAGAGAGAAUGGGAGAGAAACCACGACACUAACCCUGGACUACACACACUGACACAACAGGGAAAAUGUAUGAAAUUUGUUGGUUUCUGUGACGGAAAGGGCCAAGGAUUAUAUCACUGGAUUGUUAAGGUUUAUUUCUCAAGGUCUGAGGCACACAGAGGGAGAGAGAAUGUCUUCAAUGUCAGAAGCAGACUCCCGCUGUCAACCAGGAGACACCAUCUGUAAUAUCCGUGUGUACGAGCAAGAAGUGAUCAUCGUGCCCAUCCUCCUAUUGGCUAGCUUCCUGGUCGUGCUGGUCUUCAUCAUCCUGCUACGGUACUGUCCUGAGAAGGUGGACCGCAUCCGACCACAGAACACCGUGGCCACGUCCAGAUCACAGCGCUCCAGAAGACAACUGCACGGCAUUGAUGCUCCCCUGGGUAUCAACCCGCUGGAACAUGAGACUAUUGCUCUCGAUACCCCAUCCUACUCUACCUUCUCAUCAACUCACUCCCACCCCUCCUCCAACCGUCUCUCCUUCUCCAUGAGGACUCCCUCUCUCCCCCCUAUCCCCCCACCCAAGACCUUCAUCCCAUCCUCCCUGUCCAGCCCCCUGCCCCAGGUGUUGACACCUUCUUUCACCCCUAUGGUCCAGCCUAGGGAGCUGCCUCGCCAGAGGCUGCCAGAGUCCUUCAACCUAGUGGCCUCGCUGCCCACAGCCUUCUCCCUGCGCUCUGACAAGGCUGUCUCUCUCUACAGGGCCCGCAUGGACAACAGGAACGCUGUGCUCCGAGUGCUCAACGACUCUGCGAGCGCCACAGAGAGGCACAACUUCCUGGGCUUUGCUUCCUUCUUGUCUCAGUUGGGGCCACACCCCUUCCUACCGGAGCUUCUGGGCGUGGUCUCUCUGCGUGUGCCCCUAGUUACCGUUGUUGAGGAGCUAGAGAACAGAGAUCUGCUCAGCUUCCUGUGGCGGUGCAGACAGGAUGGUGUGGGCGGGGAACCUCCAUGUGAGAUCACAGAGAGACGUAUAUUUACCAUGGCCAAACAAGUAGCCUCUGCUCUGGAGUUCCUCCACAGCCGAGACCUUCUUCAUGGCAACGUCUGUGCUCACAGUGUAUUGGUCAGCCGGGAGCUGACGGCCAAGCUGUGGGGACUGGGCGGGGUCUACACCAGGAAUACCCAGGGAGCUACUAAGACUGAAGUUCCCAGCUUGAAGAAAUGGCAGGCCCCUGAGCUAUUGGCUAGGAGGCCUGCCAAUCACAGCAGUGACGUCUGGUCGUUUGGCAUCUUGUUGUUUGAAAUGGCAACCUUGGGUGAUGCUCCGUUUUCAGAUAUCUCCGUCAACGAGCUUCUACAGUUUCACCAGAGAGGGAAAACACUGAGAAAGCCAGCCAACUGCUCCAACUCACUGUACUCCAUCAUCAAGGCCUGCUGCCAAUGGAAGGAGCAGGAUCGCGCCACGUUGGCCGAGGUCGACCGCAAGCUCCAAUCAGGAGAGAAGAGUGCCAAUGACAAAGUCCUCAAGGUGCCUGAGCCAAUCAACAUCGAGCAGUACCUGCAAGAGGCUGGAUAUGGGGAGUCCAACAGCUACACUGUUUUCUGAGUGGCGGCUGUGCCGUCCAACGAAAUGUACUAUGCCGAGGGACGACGGUGGAUGUUUAUAUAUGUAUG
Messenger RNA from Oncorhynchus mykiss (rainbow trout), 2169 nucleotides. RefSeq names its product serine/threonine/tyrosine kinase 1b (gene styk1b). Gene Ontology annotation, biological process: positive regulation of kinase activity; multicellular organism development; cell surface receptor protein tyrosine kinase signaling pathway. Gene Ontology annotation, cellular component: signaling receptor complex; plasma membrane. Lineage: Eukaryota; Metazoa; Chordata; Actinopteri; Salmoniformes; Salmonidae. Gene Ontology annotation, molecular function: transmembrane receptor protein tyrosine kinase activity; ATP binding. The record is from RefSeq and is a predicted model, not a curated record.